This is a messenger RNA of Sporisorium graminicola, 3186 nucleotides long. RefSeq lists its product as uncharacterized. Gene Ontology annotation, molecular function: carbohydrate binding; alpha-glucosidase activity. The transcript has a single exon. Gene Ontology annotation, biological process: carbohydrate metabolic process; N-glycan processing. The coding region runs from base 1 to 3186 and encodes 1061 amino acids. NCBI's taxonomy places the organism in Eukaryota, Fungi, Basidiomycota, Ustilaginomycetes, Ustilaginales, Ustilaginaceae. Gene Ontology annotation, cellular component: glucosidase II complex. The record is from RefSeq and is a predicted model, not a curated record.
AUGAAUGGCAAGCACCGCUGGACGUGUAGCGUGCUGUGCGCGUCACUCGUGCUCGUCGGAGCUUUGUUCGCUCAACAAGCCCAGGCCGUGCGAGAACACGACUUCAAAAAGUGCAAAGACUCGUCCUUCUGUCGCAGGAUUCGAAGACAGUCAGACUACGUCGAACAAUGGCAGCAGGAUCACAACGAGCCCUUCGUCUCGCCCUACUUUGUGCCAGCGCAGGCGCCCAAAUUUGUGCACAGCAAUGCUAGCAUCAAUCUGCCCUUAUCUUCCGCGCUCCAUCCCGACAUCCAGUUCGAACUUUCUCUCACCUUUUACAAGGACGGUACUGCUCGUGUCCGAGCCGAUCAGGUUGGCGAGCGCUACGGUGGAUGGAAGCGCUACGAUGAGGCCUCCAAAUGGGCCAUCGAACAGAUCCCCGAGUUGGCCUCAGCACCGUCUGACACCCGCAUCGAGACCGACGACACCGGCUUCAGAGUAACUUACGGACCGCAGCUGUCUCGCUCGGUCAAGCUUUCCUACUCUCCGCUCAAGAUCGAGGUCCUGCGCGAUGGACAGACUCAGUUGGUACUCAACGAUCGAGGACUCUUGCACAUGGAGCAUUACCGAAAGAAGCCAGAGCCUUUCCCCACGGUCAAGCAGGAAGACGAGGAGGUAUCAGAGCUCGUCUUCCAAAGGAACAAAAGGUCCAUCCUCAGCUCCUCGUCUGCCGCUCAAUAUGGCGAGUCCCUUAUCUCUCAGUGGGCAGGUUUCGAGCAGGAGGAUCAGGGCGAAUGGGAAGAGACUUGGGCUUCUCGUCGCGACAGCAAGCCGAAAGGGCCUGAAGCCUUGGCCCUCGAUAUCACCUUCCCCGGAUACACGCAUCUUUUUGGUCUGCCCGAGCAUGCCUCACCACUUUCUCUGCGCUCCACCAGGACUCCUGUCGGGCGUACUGCUGUUCAGGACGAUAAAGAUCGCUUCAACGAGCCCUACCGACUCAUGAACACCGACGUGUUUGAGUACGACUACAAUUCGCCCAUGAGCCUGUACGGCAGCGUGCCCGUUUUGCACGCGCAGAGCAAGGACCGCGCCGUCAGCAUCUUCUGGCUCAACGGUGCAGAGACCUGGAUAGACUUGCACAAGACCAACUCAGCCUCGUCCAAAUCGUCCAACGUUGACUCGCAUUCGCAUUUCUUCUCUGAAUCCGGCAUUCUCGACCUCUUCAUCUUCACCUCUGCCGAUGCUCAGACCAACAUGGCUCACUUUACCAAGAUGGUCGGUCGCACCGUCCUGCCACAGUACUUUGCCAUAGGCUACCACCAGUGUCGAUGGAACUAUCUCACCGACUCGGACGUCAAAGACGUCAGCCAACGAUUCGACGACGAGGACAUCCCCAUGGACGUCAUGUGGCUCGACAUCGAAUACAGCAAGGACCACAUGUACGGCGUGUGGGAUGAAAAGGCGUUCAAGGAUCCCGAAGGCAUGGUCAAGGCGCUCGACGACAAAGGUCGCAAGCUGGUUGUCAUCAUCGAUCCCCAUCUCAAGCGAACCCGCGAUUAUUGGCUAUACUCCGAGGCGCAGGACAAAAAGCUGCUCGUCAAGGACUCGGACGGUAAAGGCGAAUAUGAAGGCUGGUGCUGGAGCGGGAGUGCCAGCUGGCUCGAUAUGUUUGAGCCCGCCAGCUGGCAGUGGUGGGCCGACCAGUUUUCGCUGGCAGGAAGCAAGCUCACGGGCAAGAUCCGCGCAAACGCCCGCAACGUGUUUGUCUGGAACGACAUGAACGAGCCCGCCAUCUUCAAUGGUCCGGAGGUUACUUCGCCCAAGGAUGUCAUCCACGCCGGCGGCUGGGAGCAUCGAGAUCUACACAACAUCAACGGCGUGCUCUUCCAUAACCAGACCGCACGCGGGCUUCGAGAUCGCGAGCUUUCGGUGCCUGCGUCGUUGGGUGGUGGCAAGCCGCGUCGACCCUUCGUGCUCUCGCGCGCCUGGUGGGUGGGCACUCAAAAGUAUGGCGCCAUCUGGACCGGCGACAAUUUGGGCACAUGGGAGCAUUUGGCAAUCAGCGUGCCCAUGAUCCUGGCCAACAACAUUGGCGGCAUGAGCUUCUGCGGCGCGGACAUUGGAGGCUUCUUUGGUAACCCGCCACCAGACAUGCUCGUACGUUGGUACCAGGCUGGCAUCUUUGAGCCCUUCUUCCGGGCUCACGCGCACAUCGACACCAAGAGGCGAGAGCCGUACCUGUUGGAAGAGCCGCUUCGAAGCGCUGUGAGGGACCUGAUCAAGCUGAGAUACCAGAUGCUCCCCAUGUGGUACACUGCCUUCAAGGACAACGCGGUCACGGGCCUGCCCGUGCUGCGACCGCAGUACCUGAUGUUCCCCAACGAUCCCGAGGGAUUCGACAUUGACACGCAGUACUACAUUGGCGACUCGGGCCUGUUGGUGCGUCCCGCGGUAGAAAAGGAUGUCGACUCGGUUCAGGUGUACUUGGCUGAGGACCGUCCCUACUACAAUUACUUUACGCACGAGGUGUAUCAGGGCACGGAGCGUGGGCGUAGCGUGACCGUACCCGCGCCACUGACCGAGCAACUGCCGCUGCUGCUCCGCGGCGGCUCUAUCCUUCCAUUGCGAGAGCGAGCUAGGCGGGCUGCAGAACUGGGCCGUACGGAUCCGUUCACGCUGAUCAUCGCCCUGGACAAGCAAGAGCGUACAGCUCAGAGCGGCUCGAAGGGCAUACUUGCCGAGGGAAGCUUGUACUUGGAUGACGGUCAGACAUACGACUUCGAGGAAGGCCAGUUUGUAUGGCGCCGGUUCGAAUGGACCCGAGACAGCGCAUCGGGAGCGCAGUCGUUGCGAAGCAAGGAUGAGGCCGCCAUCAAGAUGGCGGACGCCCACUUGGUGUUGGGAGACAGCAAGCAAUUGCUUCCAUACCAAGAGCAAAACGAGUUUGCCGCGUCCAUCCAAGGCGUACGCGUGUCCAAGCUGGUGGUGCUCGGCUUGGAAAAAGAGCCAAAGGCCGUCCGGGUCAACGGACAGCGCAUCAACGGUCAAGAACAGACACAUGCCAUCGAGUGGACGUGGAAGAGCGGAGCCAGCUCGUCGAGCAAGGGCAAUGCUUUCGGAUUGGGCUCCAACACGGCAUCGGAACUUGUCAUCAAAGACCCUGCGGUGGCCAUCAUCUCGGACUGGACCAUUGACUUUGAGUUCUAG